AUGAGUGGAGUUCUUACGAGAUUCAUGAAUAAUGCAGAGAAAUGUGGGAUUUGCCUGAACCCUGUUUCCUAUCAAGGCAAGCUAAGUUGUUGCAAUCACAAUUUUUGCUUUGAUUGCAUUACGAAGUGGUCUCAAGUAAUGCUAAUUUAGACUGAAAAUUCAUGUCCACUAUGCAAAGAUAGGUUUCAUACAAUUACAAAAAUUGUCAAACGAACUCAGUAUCGUAACACCAGGGCGGAUCGCCCUGUGGUAAUUGAAGUGAGCCACAAAAAUCAAUGCGCUGCGAUGAGAGAAAGCGAAAUGGUCAAUAUAUUAGAGCUCAUGCUUACACAUGAACUUGAUCGUCUCUUUGAAUUAUUAGAUAGAUUAAAUGUAUAA
Messenger RNA from Blepharisma stoltei, 378 nucleotides. The record is from the annotation of a GenBank genome assembly. NCBI's taxonomy places the organism in Eukaryota, Ciliophora, Heterotrichea, Heterotrichida, Blepharismidae.